This is a messenger RNA of Stylophora pistillata, 576 nucleotides long. RefSeq lists its product as uncharacterized. The record is from RefSeq and is a predicted model, not a curated record. NCBI's taxonomy places the organism in Eukaryota, Metazoa, Cnidaria, Anthozoa, Scleractinia, Pocilloporidae.
AUGAGUUGUACCCUAGCUGAGACCAAGUUGAACAGGAAGUCUACCCGCACCCAUGGCUCAGUGUGGACAGCAAUUAUGUCGUUUUUCGUGCUUCUUGACUCGGCAGAGUUGGUUCUUUCCAGUCCACUUUGGAAAAUAGAUGCAGAUAUUCCAUAUCAAAGGAUUAUGAAAUACAAUGUCACAAUCACAAAGUCUGGAGAAUGGUACAAUGAGAGGAUAGAAGUGGACGAAGAGAAGCAAACUGAACUGAUUAAAGUUCCUGCUACUUCCAAAAAGCAUCGUAGCAAUAUCUUGCUCGACUUCAAAACGAAUACAAGCAUGUUUCAGUUACCAGAUAAAAAGAUCUGUCUCUUCAUGCCCUUUGACCAAGAAACGCCGUCCCCAAGUCAACUUAUACGUAGCCUUGAUAGUGAGAAGGAUAAAGAAAUUGAGAAGCGGCAACAGUCUAUUCAAAAUGAUCAAGAGAUUGUUGAUGAUGAAAAUGAAAAUCCUGCCAUAAGAGAACAAGCAGGAGAAAGGAUAAAAGAAGUAAUAGAGCAGAUUGAUGCUCUUGAGAAUGAAAGAGAGAGACUCUAA